AUGCCAAAUUUACGUAUCUUCGAUAUACAUCAUGAAGAUUCUAUACAAGAUAAUCAUAUACUAUAUCAUAAUUUAAUGGAAGAAUUUAAUUCAUUAUUUUGGAUUGAACGACAAUGGUUUUUUACUCAUCAACAUGAUUGGCAACAAAGAUUAGAUAGUGGAAUAUUUUAUUCAACAAAUCCAUAUCGAAGAAAAGAUUAUACAUUUUAUUGGGAAUUAGAUCAACAAUUAUGUCCACAUAUUCAAGAAAAUAAUUUAAAUUCAGUUAAACAUAUUCAUAUUUGUAAUCAUUCAAUUUCAAUAACUUUGAAUCGAAUGAUUCCUUUAAAACAAUUAACUAAAUUAGUUAUUGAAUCUGAUCAUUUUCCUUUUGAUGAAAUUGUUAAAUUAUUAUAUUUUACACCUAAUUUACAUACAUUAAAAUUAGAUUUACUUCCUCUCUAUGAAACAAAUUUAAAAGUACUUUAUCAAAAUGAAAUUUUUCAAUAUGUAUCAAAUGAAAAUCAUAUUCAAAAUUUAGAUCUUCGUCAUUGGUGUACAUUAAAACAUUUUCAAUUGAUUAUGAAUUUAUUUCCACAAAUUGAAUAUCUUAAAACCGGAAUGGAAAGAAAAGAAAUUCAAAAAAUUAUAAAAUUUCUAUUUUCAAAAACGAAUAAUAGAACAUAUCAUUUAUUCUUUUUGUGUAUUUCUCCAACACCUAAAAUAUGUUUACAAGAAUUAAAAGAUUUAAUUCAAUCAGAAAAUUUACUUGAUCAUUAUUCUAUUAAAUAUAUUAAGCGAGAUUUGUAUUUAUGGUGGUAG
Molecule: messenger RNA, 801 nt
Organism: Rotaria sp. Silwood1
Lineage: Eukaryota; Metazoa; Rotifera; Eurotatoria; Philodinida; Philodinidae
Source: the annotation of a GenBank genome assembly